AUGGACACGUAUUUGAUCGUGAACGCCGUGCAGCUAGGCUUUACGGUCAUGGCGUUCUGCGAGGGCCGACUGGCAAGUGGCACUCCCACAUGGCUAGUUGGCUGCCACACGCUCUCUCUAGCAGGAGCAUUCAUGUACCUUUUGAUGUCAGUAUGGUUCUCUAUGCACGCCUCCAUCACAGCCAAGAGCUACGAAACACGGCUCCUGACGCAGCUUGUCCGAUUGCCAGUCCCUUCAUGGACGCAGCUAGAAGGUGCACGAACGUAUGGCUCGACAUUUGAGAAGACCAAGACCAACCAGAUGUUCCGAGUGCCAUUCGUCAUGGGAACCCAGCAGCAAGUCCUUGGAGAGACGGCAACGUCAGCAGAAGAAGGGCGAGGCUCAGGUGAAGGCGGUGAAGGCGGUCAAGCCGGUUCUGCAGACCUUUGGGGCCUUGAGGGCCGUGGCGAAGGUAUCUACGAAUUGGAUGGCAGCAUCCGUACGAAUCCUGACGAGCUCCGACAUCUAACUCUUAUCAAGGAAGUCAUGAAGUACUGGCAGUCCUAUGAUGGGUUUGCUCGAGUGGCCAUGAGUAUGGGCACGAAUCAGCUGAUUUUGGGCUUGUCGUACUACGUGAUUGGCUACGUGCUGAUCUCGAACAAGGCCAUCAUGGCCUGCUGGCUAGUCGUUUUACUUUUCAUGGUCAUUGCCACGGCGCUCAUCCGCCUGGACAUGUCCCUCACUGGUCUUGAGUUUCGUGCUGCUGUUGUGCUGGUCUCUGCUGGCCCUGCACUCACUGCCUUUGCAGCGCAGCAAUGGCGUCUUCACACAGUGAAGGGCUAUGAGUUAGUGCACUUGUUGGCACCACUGCCGUAUGCUGCUGAAGCGGCAUGGCUGAUGUUGCUCCUGUACAUCAGCAAGGUAGGGGAGCAGGAAGGUGGGGCAAUGCUGCCAACCGGCUUCCGCUCUGUUAUGUACAUUGAUGUCUUUGGCUGGAUCAAAAGAGCUCGUGCCAAGGAGCACAGUGAAUCGCCGAUUAGUGUCCAAGUCCGCCUUCCCAGCGAAAUUGCGGAAGAGGAAGAAGCGGGCGAGGAAGUUCUGGGUGAGGCAGUUCCGGGAAAAGGUCCAGCCAUGGCAGCGGUGAACUACGAAGGAUGCUUUGUGAAAGGCCCCAAGGCCACCCGCCCAGAGCAGCUUCCAGGCGCUUCGAAGCCUGCCCCGGAGCAUUUGGCCACGAAGGAAAUGUUCGAUCCGACCACCUUCGUGCCCAGAGAGAAGGAUGGGCAAAAGGCAAACCAUGAAGAGGAUAUCCAUCCAUACUUAAAGCCUGGUCUAGUGCCGUGGCGGAUCUUCUGCAGUGCGACUUCAUUGUUGUUGAUCCUUUGGUGGAUCAGUGGCGUGCUGAUUCUUCUGCAGGCAUCCGGUUGGUCAGCACUGCGGGUGUCGCCAUUGCUUCGUGACAGCGAGGAAGGCCCUCAGCCUAUUGAGCAGGGCGCUGCAUUUCUGCUUGAACUGGAAAGCAAAUCUUCUGAGUUCGAGCCGCUGUUGGGUGAGCAGAUCGAUACAUCUUGGCCUCCAGGUGCUUUGCCACGGCGUUUGGCAUGUGCGCCAGACGGCAGCAAUGUGAUGCUGGCAGCAGCUAGCCGCUUUGGGCUUUUCCAGGCUGAACUGAUGCAGAGGAAGAGCGUGGGUGCGAAUAACACAUCCACAGCUUUCCGCUCUGCAGCCUUCAAUUACGCGCCAGCAUGCGAUGCCCUUGAGGGCGAGGCCCUCCAAGAUGUGGCUGUCGCCUGCCGUGGCAAGUGUGCACUGGUGCUGCACCGUCAGGGACAGCGGCUGACCAACUGUGCACUCACACAAAAACCAACCGAACAAACAGCAGCCAUGUCACUGAGUGACGCUUGGCUGGGUGAAGGUGAUGCAGCUGCAGGUGAAGCACAGGAAGAGGUUUCAUCCCUAGCUUUGUUGGAAAACUGCGGCAAAGCUUCAGGUGAGCAGAAUUGCGCCUACGCAGAGACGACCAGUGGCCGGCUGGUGGAGAUGAAGUCUGGCCUUGGAGGCUCGGGGCGGCCUGAUUGGCUGCCUACACGCGUCCUGAUGGCUGAUACACACAGCACCCUACGACGAGGUGGUGAUCUCCACAUUCUGGGCGACCGCUAUUUGGGCAUGCUCGGUGAUGAUGGGACCCAGCUCCAGGUGUUCGACAUUCAGAAUUCAGGCAAAUUGCUGGGACGUUGGCCUCUUCCUGCCCAGAAACGAUGGACAGGCAUGUGCAGUGCUGGCGGCAGCUUGUACCUUCUCGCCGAGGAGCCCCACGCACCCCAGCUCUUUCGCUUUCCAUUGCCGCAAACCCUGCAAUUGGUUUCCAAGAGCAAGCCCAUGGAACAGGCAGCCCAAAAGCCAGCAGCUGCUCUAAAACUAGUGACGGUGAACAAGACCCUGGAGGCGGGAAAUAUGUCAUCGUCAAAGCUUGUGGUCACUGGUGCCAGUGAGCAUGGACACGGGAAGGUUCCCAAUAUUUCAUAUGCGUCAACAAUCGCGAAGCCUACAAACACGACACUGGAGGCGGCUGUAAGUGGAGGCAAGGCCCGGAAGGACCUGCGAGCCCGAAAGCACUCCCUCUCUCAAGGCAUUUUAGCAGCGCACUAG
Cladocopium goreaui is the source of this 2628-nucleotide messenger RNA. NCBI's taxonomy places the organism in Eukaryota, Dinophyceae, Suessiales, Symbiodiniaceae. The record is from the annotation of a GenBank genome assembly.